This is a messenger RNA of Clunio marinus, 357 nucleotides long. Lineage: Eukaryota; Metazoa; Arthropoda; Insecta; Diptera; Chironomidae. The record is from the annotation of a GenBank genome assembly.
AUGAAACAAGAAAAAGCACUAAACGUUUAUUUAAUGUUUGCGAGAGUGAAGAAGUUAAAAUCUGAUUUGAUUUGGAGUAACUUGAUUUGUGCAAAGCUUGUACGAAAGUUUGUGAGUGUUUUCGGAAAUUUCGCAAAAGUGUUGUCGCGAGUUGUAAACGCCCGCCCUUCAAGGCGAAAUGAUGGAUACAUUGCAGCCAACACCACUCUGACGAACGAUGGUGGAGCACAGGUAGAUGAUGUCUUUCUGCAGUCGUCUGAUGAUUUGGAUAACAGUAAAAUGUCGCUUCCGCCAAGAUAUCGGCUACGCGAUUUACUGUUGGGCGAUUUUGCCUUCACCGAUGAUGGACAAAGGUAG